AUGUCUACCACACCCUCCGAGAAGUCCCCCCAGCAUUCGCACGAGACGGUGGAAAACCAUUUCACUGGACUCGGUGCGAAAGAUCAGCGUGCAUAUGAGCGCGCUAGACACCAGACAAAGGAGCGGCGGGAGCACGCGCAGAUGAAAGAGCGCAAGGAGGCAGCGGCGAGGGUACGAGCACCAGCGCUCAAGGAAGAGCACUUGAGCCGGGCUGCUAGGAGGAUCAGCAUGGAGUUCUGGGAUGGCGAUGAGCCUGACCCUCGUACUCUCACUGGAUUCGGGCGCCCCGUUAAUGUCGCACCAGUGUCGAGGAUCGAAUCCGGUUUCUCCAAGAUGACACUUGCGGAUUUCGUGACGUUCAGGACCAAGAAACUAUCCAAGGCGCAAGAUGUUGACUUUGAGGUCCUCCCCCCUGUCCGUUCGGUCAUUGCUCUUGAUGACUUUGGACACGACGUUGAGAUUAAUGAACCUUGGGAAUUUAUCUCUCUUGCCCCCGAAUCGCCUGCUUGGAAGGGCUUGUCGUACGCUCAGGCUGCUGCUUUGACGCUGUAG
Molecule: messenger RNA, 552 nt
Organism: Suillus bovinus
Lineage: Eukaryota; Fungi; Basidiomycota; Agaricomycetes; Boletales; Suillaceae
Exons: 2
Coding region: 1-552 (183 amino acids)
Source: RefSeq, a predicted model, not a curated record